Molecule: messenger RNA, 5230 nt
Organism: Amphiprion ocellaris (clown anemonefish)
Lineage: Eukaryota; Metazoa; Chordata; Actinopteri; Pomacentridae
Product: cytochrome P450 1A1
Exons: 8
Coding region: 1629-3245 (538 amino acids)
Biological process (GO): hormone biosynthetic process; progesterone metabolic process
Molecular function (GO): iron ion binding; heme binding; steroid 17-alpha-monooxygenase activity
Source: RefSeq, a predicted model, not a curated record
CCUUUGCAUUGUGCAUGUAGAAAUGCUCUUACUUUCACUAUUAAACAAAGCUAUGAGUUCUACUGGUGAUUUCCUACGAUCACCUAUGAGUUUGUUCUAACCACAUUUGUUCCUCCAAGAUGAUGGUUCACCACUAUCCUUCAGGUUUUAAUAAUGUGUUGGACAAUUCUUAACCUGAUUUUAGUAGUUUCAGUAAUUUCCUUAGUUGUUUUCUUUGCUUGAUGCAGGCCAAUAAUUUGACCUUUCUGAAACAGAUUAACAUCAUUUCCAUGACCACAGGAUAUGUCUUCUGACAUGGUUGUUUAAGAAACGAGAAGCUCCUCACUGCAUCAGCUGGUGGUUAAAUAAGUUGUUGCAGAUGAAACAUAUUCAUCACUACAGUAAUUAUCCAAUGGAAGGCUCUUACCGAUUUGCUGAGUUAAAUCCAAAUGGCAACUUUUUUUGGACAGGCAGUGUAUGAAAAUGAGAGGAGAAUGAAAGACAAGCAUGUGACAUGUGUCAUGUAAUAAACUAUUCUAUUAACAUCAGGUGACUUUGCAGUUUACAGACAAAUCCACAUGCUGUUCCUCACAAAAAUCAAUCAUUCCUCGGUAGAUGAUUUACUGCAUUUGUAACAAAAGUUUGUUACUGUAACUAUAUAGCACCAAAGGGAGUGAGCUGCAAUGAUUUGGGGGAUGCAUGUCAUAGAUAAACCACAGCAUCCUGAGAGCAUAACCAAAAACUGGAAGCAAUAUUGAAUUUGCCUAAACAGAUGGACAGCGCUCCCUUGUGACACAUUACAGAUAUUACACCGUCCACGAAACAUUACCAGGCGUUUGGGAAGUAGUACCCGGAUCCUUUACUUAAACACACUAAUAUCAUAAGGUGUUUUUCUGUACAAGUAAAAGCCCUAAAUUCAAAGUUUCAUGGAAACUUUAAAUUGUAAAAUUUUACCACUUACUUAAAAAUUUCAAAUCUGCUCUAAGAAAGACACAUAAUCAUGUAUUAAAAGAAGAAUAGACUUAUGCAAAUGUCUUUCCAGGAUGAAAAUGCAAAAUACAUUCGAAUAUAAGCAAUAAAUAACACAAAAUGUAUACUUGCGCAUCUUGUACCUUCCAUUAAAAUGUAUUAACUGGUAGAUAGUAACAGUAAUAAACAGAUAAUGUUGACUUCGUUCUUUCUUUCAUCUCUGUGUGUCUGAAACCUUUUUCAUGAUUCAUAAUUCCUUUGAAAAUUAUCAUUUUCAGCCGAUGCAGUGCAACAAACAGCCUGCAGUUUUGUUGGGACAGUAAGAACUGGAGAGGAGGGGCCCCUGCCCAUGAGUAUGGUUCCGGUCUGUGCUCAAAUGGGCCGAUACAGUCUCUGGCUGGCUGGGUCAGACUCGUUCUCGACUCUGAGCCAAGUUUGUCGCCACUUGCGCCUCUCUAUUGUGAGCGGGCAGCAGCUGCCUCUGCAGGGGUCCCGGUGACUGCUGAGAGGGACGUCCUGCACUGUGGGUUACCCUCAUCAACAAAGUCCAGUGGAUCAGACCUCAAAGUUCUGUCUGCUGAGUAUUUUGGUCUCUGCUCUGCUCUCUGUUGUCCAGGCCGGGCUCGCUUCCAUUGAACACCAAACUUACAGAGGACACUGUAUGUAUUUGGAUUUGCAACAUGAGUCUGAUCCUGUUUGGGACUCUGCCCUUCAAAGGGAAUCCUUGUGCCUCUCUGUCCAGUGUCACCGUUGCUCUCUGUGUUUUUGCCCUUCUCCUAAUGGCCCUCAGGGGCAGAAAACGCCACUGGUUCUUCCUGCACCUCCAGUGUGAUUCCCACGUGGACCACACAAAGUACCCCCCUCCUCCUGGCCCCACGCCGUGGCCCCUUGUUGGGAAUCUGCUCCAGAUGGGGGACCAGAUUCACCUGUCUCUAACCCACUUGAGGCUCCAGUAUGGGGAUGUUUUCAAGAUGCGUCUGGGCUCUCUGAGUGUUGUCGUCCUGAGUGGGUACACCACCAUCAGGCAGGCGCUGGUUCGGCAGGGGGAGGCUUUCGCCGGGCGGCCUGACCUUUUCACUUUCUCUGCUGUGGCCAAUGGGACCAGUAUGACCUUCAGUGAGAAGUACGGACCAGCGUGGCUGCUCCAUAAGAAACUGUGUAAGAACGCCCUCAGGUCUUUCUCCCAGGCUGAGCCCCGGGGAUCUGGUGCCACCUGCCUUCUGGAGGAGCAUGUAUGUGCUGAGGCUGCUGAGAUGGUGGAGUGGAUUCGGGAACAAGCUGCUAAAGGACAAACAGACCAUAAUGUGACAGGUAUAGAUCCAGUGACGCCCCUGGUGACUUCAGUGGCAAAUGUGGUCUGUGCCCUGUGCUUUGGGAAAAGGUAUGACUACAACGACAAGGAGUUUCUCACUAUUGUUCACAUCAACAACGAGGUCCUGAGGAUCUUUGCAGCAGGAAACUUGGCGGAUUUCUUCCCGGUGUUUCGUUACUUUCCAAGUCCAUCUCUGAGGAAGAUGGUCCAGCACAUUCACAGAAUGAAUGGAUUCAUGGAGCGGAGCAUUGAGGAACACAUCAACACCUUCGAUAAGAACUACAUCCGGGACAUUACAGAUGCUCUGAUUGCACUUUGUGAAGACAGAGAAGAAAACAAGGAUGCAUCAGUGCUCUCCAACUCUCAGAUCAUUCACACCGUCAUAGACAUCUUCGGAGCUGGAUUUGACACCAUCAUUGCUGGAUUGCAGUGGAGCCUGUUGUACCUCAUCAAGUUUCCUGACAUUCAGGACAGAAUACACCAGGAGAUAGAUGACCACAUUGGCUCAGCCAGACUGCCCAGGUUUUCAGAUAAGGCCAAGAUGCCUUUCACAGAGGCGUUCCUAUACGAAGUGUUCCGCCAUGCGUCGUAUGUUCCUUUCACCAUACCUCAUUGUACCACAAGAAACAUCACCUUGAAUGGAUAUUUCAUUCCCAAAGAUACAUGUGUCUUCAUUAACCAGUAUCAAGUCAAUCAUGACAGUGACCUUUGGGGCGAUCCGGACACAUUUCGCCCUGAACGCUUCCUCGGUCCAUCCGGACUCCUCAACAAAGAGCUCACAGAAAAAGUUCUUAUCUUCGGGAUGGGGAAGAGACGUUGUCUUGGUGAUGGAUUUGCUCGUUUGGAGAUGUUUGUCUUUCUCACCACGCUGCUUCAAGGGCUGAGGAUUGAAAAGGUUCGAGGCCAGGAGCUGGAUCUCAGCACCGAUUUUGGUCUGACUAUGAAACCACGUCCAUACAGGAUUACCAUCUCAUCAAGAUUUUAGACCUAAAAAGCAAAAUGUUGCUCCUUGUGGAUAUUUUGGAAUAUCACAAAUACUAAUUACUAUUUGCCACCAUCUUUGGCUAACCUUCAUAAUUCCACAGAGAUAAAGCAUCUGUCAUUAUUGCUCACAGACUGGAGUUUCUAUUUUUUGCCAAAUGUUGUUAAAACAUAAGCACACAAAUGAUCAGCAGAAGUGAAAUAUAUGUAUAUCCUUAAUGUGAACUAACUUCACUGUAAUGAACACGAUAUGCUGAGCCCUGGUCUGUCAAACUUUAAAAGUUUCCCUCUUCCUUUCAGUCCCACCACAUUAAAAAUGAAAGUAGCUUGAAAACAUUCCCUAAUUAAAAGCCUUUCUCUUAAGUUAUUAGUUACAGUUAAACACUGAGGGAGGAAGUGAGGGGGUGUUUCAGAUUGGUGAUUAGUGCUUCAGGCCUCAAAUUGUGUUCAUGCAGGGUUCAUCCCUAUCCUCAUCGAACCUCGUCUUCCUCUUUAGUGCUUUCACUUUCCUCCCAUCUCCUCCUCAUCUGUUCGAUUCUUUUCAUCUUCUCACCCACAUCAUGUCCUUGCCUUCCUGUCCUUAUCCUCCCUCUCUGACUCCUCCUCCUCUAAAUGUAGCUUCAAAGCUUCGGGUUUUGCACCAACUCAUCUUCUCCCAAUGCUUCCCCAGUGGCUCUCUGAGGAGAGAUGCCAAAAAUAUAUUCAGAACCUCGUCCUUCUUGCCCAUCGGCACUGUGACCUCCCACACAACCAGAUUAGAAACCAGACAUCUUACAAGGAGGUAAAGAGGACAGUGAAGUGUGAAAUCAGACAGUUAUUUUCAUAUGCUAAAUGUGAAGAAUCAUGCCAGGAUAUGUUUGAGAAAAAGAGAAGUCAGGCAGAAUUACUCAAAGGAACUUUAUCCGUUAAUGAAAAGUUUAGAAGUUAUGUUCAAGACAAUACAAUCUUUUGUCAAAUUUGUAUUUGUUCAGGUAAAGUUUACUGAAGUUUUUAUUCCAUGAGAAAACUAUCUGGAAACUCCAUUAAACAGACAUGCAGUCUUGUAUGAUUUGCCAGGAAGAUGUUUCACCUCAACAAUAGGAGGUUAAAUCUGUUGCAAGGAUUCAAACUGGCAACCAUCUAGUGAUAGUUGUCUUCAUUUACCUCUCAGGCUCUCAGGAAUGGCACUAAAGACCACAUCAUUCAGCUGUUGAUUGGUCCUGCUGUUGGUGGUUUGACUGUCACUGCGUAGAAUAAUGUAUAUGUAGAGUUUGAAACUAGAAUGCUGCUUUUGUCAUUUAUGUGCUGAAGGGUGAAAAUUUCUCUGUGCUCAUCUAAAAUCCUAGUUAAAGUCGAUGUGUAGCAACUGUAUGAAAUAGUUUAAAGGCCCACCAUGGUCCAAUAUGUGAUUGCACAAGAGUGAUGUGACAACUAAAAUAUGGCUGGAGGGGAUCUUCAAAGUUUUCUUUUUCUCUUGAUUUUGAAAAAUCUGGUAAUUUGUGAGGUAUAUUUGUUCCACCGUUACAAAAAAUAUUGGUUAAUUGGUCCCUGAUUGAGUUUAUAUAAUGUUAAAAUGAUUUAAUUUUAACUUAAACGUAAGUUAAAUGUUAACUCAUUUCUUGAAAUUAUUUUUUCUCAGUUGCUGGUUUUUAUUGUGUGCAGUUGUAAAUGUUACAUAUUCAGUUGACAUAUUUUAUUUAUUAUUGCAAACAUCUCAAAUUACCUCUUUGCAAGAUUAUAUCAGAGCAUGAAAUAUCACUGAACACAUCUUUAUUAUUGUUGAAUCUUAAAACUGAAGUCAACGAUUUUUUUGGAAGAAGUAUAGGAAAUGAGAAAAAGAGUUAAAGAAAUAAUAAAGCACAUAUAACCUGUAAUAUGUGGUGAUUUUUUAAAAAAGAAAUGUAAUCUAGUUUGGAUAAAAGCACUCGCAUUGUCAUGUGAACAGUAAUUAAAAUGUGAGCUUCUAACAAUGUCUUUGUGAAAACAUGUAAUAUGAAAAUAAAAUAAAAA